AUGUCGGUGCACGCUGCCUCCUCGAGGCUCAAGGUCUCCGGGCUGUGCUUCCUCCUCCAGAUGCUCCUCAUCAUCCUCUUCGCGGUCUUCGUCCGGUACAGCCCGGACGCCAGCCCUGGCCUCCGCUCCCCGCAGCUCAACUGCAGCAGCAGGAGAAACCCCGGAUCGGGAUCGUACUACCCGCGUUCCCGGAAUGUCUGUCUCCAAACCCUCAUGGGCUUCGGCUUCCUCAUGGUCUUCCUCGGCCGCUACAGCAUGGGGAGCGUGGCCGCCUGCUUGCUCGUCACCACCUUUGCCAUCCAGUGGGCCCUGUUCAUCCAGGGGUUCAUCUAUUCCUUCCAGAAUGGCAAGAUUUACAUGGAAGCGCAGAGCAUGGUCGGUGCCGACUUCUGUGCCGGAGCCGUCCUGGUCUCCGUGGGAGCUGUUCUGGGCUGGGGAAACCCCCUCCAGAUGCUGCUGCUGCCACUGCUGGAAGUCCCCGUGUUCAGCGCCAACGAAUACAUCCUGCUCCACGUGUUGGGGGUGAGGGAUAGCGGGGGCUCCUUGACCGUCCACACCUUCGGAGCUUAUUUUGGCUUGACGCUUUCGCGGUUCCUGCGGCAGCACCGUGCGGACAAGAGGGAGCAGCAGCAGCAGGACACGGGCGUGGAGCCCUGGGCAGAGCUGAACACCUACAUGGCGAUGGCAGCCAGCACCCUGGCCACCUUCGUCAUGUCCCCUCUCCUCCGCGAGGACGGCACGCCAUGGAUGAGCCAGGUCCAGGAUGCCACCAUGGCCGGCGCAGUCAUGAUGGGCAUGGCCGGGGAGAUGCUGCUUGCCCCGUUUGGGGCCCUCAUUGCCGGGUUCCUGGCCGGCCUGAUACCCCCGCUCAGCUCCAGGUUCCUCGCACCCGUCCUGCUCCGCAAGCUGGGCAUCCGGGAUGCACGGAGCGUGCACGGCGUGCACGGCGUGCCGGGGACCCUGGGCACCUUGCUGGGGACGCUGCUCGCAGCGCUGGCGACCGCUGACACUUACGGUGACAGGCUGCAGUUGGCUUUCCCCAGCGUCGCCGAUGGCAGCAGGACGGCCACCUACCAAGCCCUGUGCCAGCUCUGCGCGCUGCCCAUCACGCUGAUAUUCGCCGUAUUCGGUGGCAGCGUCACCGGAGUCAUCCUGAAAAUUAAGUGUCUGGGAUCUCUGGACACACCGUACCUGGAAAAGGAGACCCUCCGGGAGCUGGUGGCGAAAGGAUGCGCCAGCACCGGGAGAGGGGACAGGCCGGAUUGCUCCGGAGGAACCCGCCGGCUUGGGAAGCAGGACGUGGAGCUGGAAGUCGCUUCCCAGCCCCGGGCUGUGCCUCGGUUUCCCCACACGCCGCUCUCCGAGGCUUGA
Tinamus guttatus (white-throated tinamou) is the source of this 1371-nucleotide messenger RNA. Lineage: Eukaryota; Metazoa; Chordata; Aves; Tinamiformes; Tinamidae. The record is from RefSeq and is a predicted model, not a curated record.